Nicotiana tabacum (common tobacco) is the source of this 2751-nucleotide messenger RNA. RefSeq lists its product as uncharacterized. Gene Ontology annotation, molecular function: damaged DNA binding; 5'-3' DNA exonuclease activity. The record is from RefSeq and is a predicted model, not a curated record. Lineage: Eukaryota; Viridiplantae; Streptophyta; Magnoliopsida; Solanales; Solanaceae. Gene Ontology annotation, biological process: double-strand break repair via nonhomologous end joining; interstrand cross-link repair.
CCGAACCACGUAAAUCUUGUUUUGUCUUGUUUGUGCAAUUUAUUGCUUUUCUCUCUUAAAUAUUCUUUUUCUUCUAUUAGCUUGACACGCUUCCCAACAUUACAAUCUCUAACAGCUCAGCCCGCUAGUGAUAUUGUCCGCUCUAGGCCUAGGCUCUCACGGGUUUAAAACGCGUCACUAGGGUCUAAGGCUUGUUAACUUAUAUACCCAGCAUCUCUCUUGUGUUUUGUCGAUGUGGGACUCUGUCUAAAGUCUGGGUUGUUACAUACACCCCCUAUUAUGGACUCAGCGUCCUCGCUGAGGUUUGCCCCGCCUAACCGGGAUUUGCCUAAACUUAGUUGAACUCUGACCCACCAUCGGCAAGACUGACACAAGAGUGGCUCUGGUACCGUCUCUAACAGCCCAACCCGCUAGUGAUAUUGUCCGCUCUAGGCCUAGGCCCUCACGGGUUCAAAACGCGUCACUGGGGUCUAAGGCUUGUUAACUUAUAUACCCAGCAUCUCUCUUGUGUUUUGCCGAUGUGGGACUCUGUCUAAAGUCUGGGUUGUUACAGAAACAAAAAUGUGUUCCUUUAACACCAUGUAGUUGUCUGCUUUCCCAUUGGUUUCAGUAAGUCUUUAAGGCCGUCAGAAGUAGUCCUGGCAUCCUGAGCCAGAUUUAUGUGGUUCAUACUCCAAGAUGAUUAAAGGUAACUGUAUCUGCACUUAGGUUGACCUUUUUUGGUAAAUAAAAAAAGAAAUGUGACUUGUUACUUUAUUGUUCAAAUGUAAUGAUGGCACCCUCCACUGUGAGUCCAUUUGUUUAUCCAUGCAUUUAUCUUUGUGCUCUCAGCUCGCACACUUAUCUGACAUGUCUCUGACUAGUGUAGUGACAACUGACGGAAUUGUUGAGUUACCAAGUUGCAGAAGUUGUGUCAAGGUGACCACCUCAUUUCAGUCUUACGACGUGGGCAAUACUUGGUGUGGUCUCCUUUCUUGGUCCUAGGCGGAUUCUUUUACUUUAGUUAGCCCUUUUUGGCGCCUAAAGGUGAUGCUGAUGGGAGAAAAAUUCUCGAAUUUGCAAAAGUCUCAUGUUUGUGGAUGGGGCUCUGAUGUUCUUGUAUGAAGGAAAAUUUGGAAACAUCCUGCAUACAGGAGAUUGCAGACUCACGAUUGAAUGUUUGCAACAAUUACCCCUAAAGUAUGUGGGCACCCCAGGAAAAGAACCGAAGUGCCGAAUUGAUUGUAUUAUACUUGAUUGCACAUUUGGUCAGUCUCCAUUGAAGAUGUCCAGCAGGCAGUCAGCAAUCCAACAGGUCAUCAAUUGCAUAUGGAAGCACCCUCAGGCUCCUACAGUAUAUCUGACGUGUGAUCUUCUUGGCCACGAGGAGAUUCUUGUGCAUGUUUCACAGGCAUUUGGUUGCAAGAUAUAUGUUGAUAAAGUUAAAACUCCAGAAUGCUUUCAGGCUUUGGAACUAAUGGUGCCUGAAAUCUUGUCUGAAGAUUCAUCUUCUCGUUUUCAACUGUUUGAUGGGUUUCCGAAACUGUACCAAAGAGCAGAAGCCAAGAUCUCAGAGGCUCGGUCUGCUUGUCAGCAUGAGCCGCUAAUUAUUCGACCAUCAGCACAGUGGUAUGCAUGCGAUGAUGGUAUUUCGGAUAUUGAGGGGCGGAAAAAAGAAAGAUGUGACCAACCAGUGAGAGAUAUAUUCGGUGUCUGGCAUAUUUGUUACUCCAUACACUCAUCGAAGGAAGAACUGGAGUGGGCUUUGCAACUUCUUGCACCUAGGUGGGUCGUCUCUACAACAGCUAGUUGCAAGGCUAUGGAGCUGGAUUAUGUGAAGCGUUGCAUUAAUCAACAUCGGAAUUUUGGUGACCCUUUCUGGCAACUUUUGGGGUUUACUAUGGACGUGGAAUCUGUAGUUGAUGCAGCAACAGCUCCAGAUGUGGUUGAGGUUUCAAGCUCACCUUUGGCCGAGAGCAAUGCUCAAGAUUAUGCAGACAACUCCCAGUCGACGACGACAUCUUUUAGCAUUUAUAGGCAGUCACACCUUUCUCCUCCAAGCAAACCAGCCCCAGUAACAUUAUUUGGUAGGGCGAGGCUUGGGCUCGACAGUUCUUAUUUCAAACAUGAAGAGAAGGAGCCUAUACUUCCAGAUAAUCAUUCUGUAUUGAGAGGUUCUGACGAGUUUGAGGUUAUUUCAUUUAAGGAAGAAGUUGAAGUGGAAGAAGGUAAGACCUUGGCAAUAAGUGAAGGUUUAGACAUUAGGAGUAAAGAGAUCUUGAUGCAUACAGAAACAGAGUAUUGUAGACAUAUUUCUGAGUCAGCUGUUGGAUUGUCAAAGAGUUAUAAUCCAAGUUUGAGAAAAAUAUACCGGUCUAUGAAUGUGAGAGUGCCUCGACCUCUUCCUUCAUUGACGGAGCUUAUGAAUGACACCAAGCGUGCUAAGAGAAGGCUGUAAGUUCUGCUUUUUCCUGGCACCCUCUCUUUAUUAGUUUCUCCGUUUCAUUUUCCACCCUCAUUAACUUUCAGACAUUGAUACCAAGUACAUCAUUGUUUACAGAAAAAGAUACAAUCUGUAUAGCAUAUAUUCCACACCUACUCUUUACCUUCCCUUUAUACAGGCUGCUGCACACAGUACCUUAUUACCUGCCUACUGUAUAUUGUUGUACGCUAUAAUUUUAUAUGCAACAUUUUAUGGUACACUGAAACAGGCAUUGCAAUAUUCUUGUGGCUGACUCCAUUGUAUUCAAUCUGAAAUAUAUUUUUUGUUUA